GCCCUCCCGGCCUGGAGAGGACCCAAGAUGGCGGCGCGCUGCGGAUUCGACCCGUGGCUGGAGGGGCGGCUGGAGGCGCUGGGGCUGGACGGGGACGUGUACGGGGGAUACGUGCGGGGCCUGCUGCGGGAGGCCGAGAGCGACGCGGAGCGGCUGGAAGGACUGGAGGCGGCGCUAGCGGCCGGGGAGCUGGAUGAAGAUGUGCUGCAACAGGUUUGCAGUGAAAUAGUAAAAAGGUGGUCAGAGACCCAGGAUGUUGGAACCAAAGAGAAGAAAGAAGACGAGAUCCAGGCCAUUGCCAGCAUGAUUGAGAAACAGGCACAGAUUGUGGUGAAGCCCAAGGAGGUCUCAAAGGAGGAGACCCUCCGGAAAGCUGCCCUCCUAGCCCAGUAUGCAGAGGUGACCGAUGAAGAAGACGAGGCUGACGUUCAAGAUGGUUCUGGGGCAGCGGCGGCAGCAAUGACCAUCAGCUCUGAAAAAUCCUUGUUCAAAAACACCAACCUUGUAGACGUCGUCAGUGCCCGGAAGCUGGAGAAGGAGCACUUGCGGGAUGAGUCGCAGCGGAAGAAAGAGCAAGACAAGCUCCAGCGCGAGAAAGACAAGCUGGCCAAGCAGGAGCGCAAAGAGAAGGAGAAGAAGAGAACACAGAAAGGGGAGAGGAAGCGGUAGCCGGGCAGAGUUGCCAUUCUCCUCCCUGUACUGCUGGGCAGCCACCCCCCCAAUCGAGUGCUCGGCGCAGCAUGGGCCAGAUGCCGCCAUAUCACCCACUCUCCACUCACUUCUUCCCCGCUCAGCAGAAGGAGCCCCCUUGCAAGCUUGGCCAUAGGAUUACAAAGCAGGAACUGGCUCCCUAGGCAAGAAUCAGUGACUGCUUCUGUUUCGCUUGGAUCACUGAAAGAAAAACCAUGUGUACACCUUUUGCUGUCCAGGUAUUAGGCUGACUGGUCGUGGCAACGUCUGUAACCAAAGAAUUGUAGGGUGGCAACAUUCCCCCUCCCUUUUUUUCUAUUUAUAUUACCCACUUCAAGAGAAAGCGUAAAGGUGAGGGGGGGAAAGCUUGAAAUGUUCUCUGUGGCCAGCAGCUGCUUUGGAGCUGUGAAGAAAAAAAAAACCCAUUUCCACUGCGCAAAAGCCAGGGAGACAUUUUGAAGUUGACUUCAGAGCCAAGGGCACCUGACUCGACCCUCAGCCACCAAAAAAGCAAUCCAGACUUUUCUUCUUGUGGGGAUGGGGCGAGAAAAUCUGGGUGACGUCCACCAGCCUUGAUUAUUGAUGUCUAAGUAAA
Molecule: messenger RNA, 1285 nt
Organism: Gekko japonicus
Lineage: Eukaryota; Metazoa; Chordata; Lepidosauria; Squamata; Gekkonidae
Gene: CCDC43
Product: coiled-coil domain containing 43
Exons: 5
Coding region: 28-669 (213 amino acids)
Source: RefSeq, a predicted model, not a curated record